AUGCCCAUUUCUCUUCCGUCCGACGUUCUCGGAGAGGUCUUUGCAUGGUAUGGUCUCUCCGAGGAUCUAUACCAUCCAUUGGAGACGCUUCUCCUCGUCUCUCGAUCCUGGCACGACACGGCGCUGCUCAACAGAGGUAUCUGGGCCCGCUUCAACAUUGAAGUCGGGCAUCUCAAGUCGAUGGAUAUAUGGAAAACGCGACUUCAGCGGCGUCUGGACCGCAUAGGGCCGACAACGUUACUGGACAUUCGCAUUCGUAACGUCUGCAGUAUCCCGAAUCACCCUUGCGCCUCAGAAUAUCUCAACGAGAACGUCCUCAAAGGAAACGAACGGUCAUCAGCAGUCAUUCUCAAUGCCUGUUCAGUCCGAUACUUUAUGAUUGAGAUUCUCAAAGAUUUCAAUGGCCAUAAAGGAUCGUUAGCCAAGAGGUGGCGUUCACUCCAUCUAUGUUUCGGUAACCAAGAAUGGAUCUAUAAACACGCUGGAUGGGUGGAUCACUUAGGCUUCGCAUUAGAUGCACUCUUUUACCCGACCCCGGCACUCGAAACCCUCACAUUUGGAUAUCUCAAUCCAAGUGGCGACAGUCGACGAAAAAAUCCCUUUCUACCCUUCUCGCCAAACCUUCGGACGUGUACUCUCUCCAAUUACCCUUUUUCGUCCUACCCCGACAUGUCCGCCGCGCGAGAAGUCACCAUCAUUCGCACUGUACACCAGGGCAGACAUACGAAGCAUCCCAUGAUCCCACUCGGCAAUGCCGUUGAGAAACUCGUUCUCGGUUUGACGGCUAAUGACGGGUGCACGUUGCCAGCCUCUUUACCGCGACUCAGGAAUGUAGAGAUUGGCAGAGAUGGACUGUGGUGUAAUCUCGACAGCGUACAAGCGCCUCUUUUGUCCCAGGUGACGCUACGGAUACAGGGCCGCCGCUUCCUUUUCACCAUCUUUUCCCGUGUCUCUUUCCUCUCCACCGUCACACACUUGACCAUCCUCGACGAGGUAUCAGCGCUCACCAUAGACACCCACAAAUUUACCCUCUGCCUCAUCCUACAAUCGAUACUGUCUCUCGUUCACCUAGAGGCCGACAAAUCCGCGUUGGAAGGGAUACUGGGACUCGUAAGGGAUUCCAGAGAUGGUUCUAUGAACCCUGGCGGGACUAUUGGCAAAGUCGACCCUACCGACUGUCCUUUUUCAUGCCGACGCGUCUGCGUCUCGUGUGUAGAAAAACGGGGAGAUGCAGAGAUUUCAUCUGACAUGGAUUCUUGGACGGCAUUCUUUCGAAUUUUGCGUACCUCGACCAUGUAUACCCAGAACCCUGAUAUUGCGGACAUGAUUGAAGGCUUGGAGCGUCCGCAGUAG
Molecule: messenger RNA, 1353 nt
Organism: Serendipita indica DSM 11827
Lineage: Eukaryota; Fungi; Basidiomycota; Agaricomycetes; Sebacinales; Serendipitaceae
Source: the annotation of a GenBank genome assembly